ACACUGAACAGCGCAUUCGACAACACUACAUUUUUCAUUGCAUUUUCACAACAAAAAAACUCUCUAAUUAGGCUAAAAGCAGCUGCGGUGGCACAUAAUAAUAGUAUAUUAAUAAGAAAAUUAGCAGCACUAAGGCAGUGCAGCGCAGGAGCAGCAGCGCCAGUAGCAGCGGCCUCAAAAGGAAACCCAAAACAUCCCAGCUGCAAAUUCGGCCCCCGAUUUCGUUUGUUUUCAUCUAUUAUGGACAAGAAAUCCUCGCCCGUGCGUCGACAAAAGCGACAGGCGAAAGUGAUCGAGGAGAAUUUCUGGGAUUGCAGCGUAUGCACUUACAGAAACUCUGCGGAGGCCUUCAAGUGCCGCAUGUGCGACGUGCGGAAAGGAACCUCCACGCGCAAGCCACGGCUGAACUCGGCGCUAGUCGCCCAGCAGGCGGCAACAUUGCCGGGAGCCAGUGGCAACAUGCCAAAUGGAAAGUCCGCCUCCGGAUCGCGACACGGUAGCGGGCACGACAGACAGAGGCAUAAGAGAUACCCCGCCCGAUUGAAGAAUGUUGACCGGUCUACGGCGCAGACGCGCGAGGUGACCGUCAACUCGGUGACCGUGUUCAUCACAGAGUACAAGGCCAAGCCGGUGAGCAGCCGGCGCGAGUCCAGCGAGCAGAGCUUCAGCGAAAGCAACGACAGCCGGAGUUAGAAAAGGGAGUCCUAGUCCCCAACCAGAGCUCUUCAAUAUUCUACGCCACGGUCCUCGGUCCCUUGUUACAAAUUGUAAAUUCUAAGUGUUAGGCCCCCGGCGAAACAAUUGUAAAUCGAAAUCCGUUUAAGUUACCAAGUAUUAGGCCACGUUCAAAGACCUCUCCUUUCCAAAAAGAAGAUAACUAGCCACUCCCCAAGUUCAUGACUUCCAGCCCAGGCCAAGAAAGUGAAGCGACGAGUCGAUUGCAUUUACACGACGCUCUCCAACACACACAACUAAAAAAAAUGAAAGAAAAGAAAGAUACAAAUCAAUCUUUGAAUGCGCUAAAACCCUGUAUAUAGCGAUGCAAGAGUUCUCCAAUUGUCUCUGUCUCGUAUCGUAAUUUUAGUUUUAAUUUAAUUCUACUACGUCUAAUUCCUAAUUUAUUGAUGAAAGGCAAGUAUGUGUAACCGCCGUGUACAUGUUCAACAAAGAUAUCAUUUGUUUUGUAAGUGUCGAAUUAAAAUAUGUUUUAACUAAGUGCAAGCUAA
Drosophila bipectinata is the source of this 1226-nucleotide messenger RNA. It is a transcript of the gene RYBP, whose product is annotated as ring and YY1 binding protein. The record is from RefSeq and is a predicted model, not a curated record. NCBI's taxonomy places the organism in Eukaryota, Metazoa, Arthropoda, Insecta, Diptera, Drosophilidae. Gene Ontology annotation, molecular function: transcription coregulator activity; DNA binding. Gene Ontology annotation, cellular component: nucleus. Gene Ontology annotation, biological process: positive regulation of DNA-templated transcription.